UGAGGGUUUACUGUCAGCAGAACAAAGGUGGAGCAGAUAAAACCUACAGCGCUGAACUUUGAGUUAGAAGUUAUAACUUUAAUCUGAUAAAAGUGCAGUUUUAUAAAAGAAAAUAUGUCUCUGACGCAAGAAUCCGUCCUGUUUCUGCUGAUAUCGGAGGGGGGCAAAGUGAAGAAACCCGACUUGGUGUGUAAGUUUAAAGCUUUUCUAGACUGCGAGGAUACAGCACAGAAGGAGCGGAACAGGGAGCUUUUCAAGACUUUUGUCAACAAUGUCGCCGUCGUUAAAGAAAUCGACGGUGUCCGGUAUGUUGUCGUCAGGAAAGUGUAUCAGCAUUUGCUGGACGGUGCGCAGGCAGCGCAGAGCCCAGAGGGAAAGACUGAAGAGCCGACAGGUGAGCUGCAGCGCCCACCUGCAAGACAGGAGACUGGGAGCUCUGGUGAUGCACGAGGCGGGGAGAGAUCAGCUGAACCUGAUCAGGAACAGGAAAGCAAAAGUGGUGAAAACCCCACAGAAAUACUUUCUCCCAUACAGCUGGCAUUGCAAAGGAGCAAAUUGACAGAUGUUAGAGUGAAAAGAACGCUGACUUUUGGGAUCCAAAGUCAGGACACAAAUAGAGGUACUUGCUCAAGAACGGCAGCAGUAGAUGAGCCCGAUAGCGUGAAAAACAAACCCUACGCCUUACCUCUGAGGAUGCCGCCCAGCGCCACCAAGGUGGAGAUCCACAAACUGAAGAUGGACCCAGAUGACCCUCCUGAAAGCCCGUUCAGGAACAAGAGAAGGCCUCCAUCAGUGGAGACGAGCGGCAGCGUCAGCCCGCCUCAGCUGAGAAGGUCAGUGAAGAGCACCAAGGCGUCAGAGGAGCCCAAAGAGACAAGGGUCCCGUCCUUGGUUCCCCUGGAGCAGUCGGAGCAUGAGUGGCUGGUGAAGUGUGCGGCGGGUCACUGGAGCCAAGUUUACGGUCUGCUGCUAAGAGACAACCAGCUGGCCGAGAAGCGGGACUUCAUGUCAGGGUUCACCGCUCUGCACUGGGCAGCCAAAUGUGGGAACAGUGACAUGCUUGUGAAGAUCAUCGACCUGUCCAGGCAGGGAGGGGUGGACAUUGACAUUAAUGCAAAAACACACGGCGGAUACACUCCUUUGCACAUCGCCGCCCUGCAUGACCAGGAGUACAUCAUGGCCAUGCUGGUGGGGGAGCACGGGGCCGAUCCGAGCAUCAGAGACAACUGCGGGAAGAGGGCCUACCACUAUCUGCACAAAGGCAUUUCAAUGACGGUGAGAGAGAUGCUGGGGGAACCCAAAGCCCGGGAGGCUCCGGACAGGGCCGUGCACGAGAAAGAAGAGUCGGACCUGCUCCCAGAUCUCUCCAGGGGCCUGUCUUCUUUUAGCCGUCUCUUCCAGCCUCACGUGAUGAGCCACAAGAAGAAGCAGAAGAGGCCGACGUUUUUCUCUCUGAGCGAUGAGCCCAGCGAAGAACGAGAAGACAGCAGCUUCAGACACGGAGUUGUGUCAGAUGUUUUUAUGUGAACUCAGAACUCCUCUCCAGCCUUUUCGUCUUAUUUUAAUGAGGAAAACCAUCCAGGAUUGUGACUGACAUACCUCUGAUUCCAGGCCCUCUUCAAUAAUGACUAAAACAAGCCUGUCAUGUUUUGUUUUAUUUAUAUAUAUAUAUUUUGGCAUUGAUCAGAUGAUAUUAAAAAAGGAUAUUUUAUCAACACUGUUGGUUGAUAGAGACAGAUGGGCACAAGUACGUUAAAAAGCAUCUUGUUAUAAAUUACAAAUACUUGCUCAGGCUAAUUAUUGUACUUUUGUCCUACAGUUUAACCUUUGAAACCUGAGCAAAUUGGCUUGAUUUC
Plectropomus leopardus (leopard coralgrouper) is the source of this 1856-nucleotide messenger RNA. RefSeq names its product sosondowah ankyrin repeat domain family member Aa (gene sowahaa). Gene Ontology annotation, molecular function: protein binding. The record is from RefSeq and is a predicted model, not a curated record. NCBI's taxonomy places the organism in Eukaryota, Metazoa, Chordata, Actinopteri, Perciformes, Serranidae.